AUGAACCCUAUUCCCCCCGACUGGGCCUUGGCCACAACCCAUAUUGCUAGCGAAUAUGUCUCUCAUCAGUUCUCCGCUUUGGUAUCAGGACAGCCGAAUGUCCUUCCUCCCCUCGAGCUUGAUUUUGUCAUGCUCAUGGGAUGCUCCAAACUUGCUAGCACCCUCGCCGACGCCUAUCGUAAUCCAGUUACAAUAAACUUCGAUGUUGCCAGGUAUGCAGAUGCGCUGCAGAUGAUGGAGACCGGCACAAAACCCGAUCGUGAAGAAAACUUGCUUUCCCGAUAUCCGCCGGACCGUCAAAUCCUCCUCGAUCGGCCUGCAGUUGUCUGCGAUAAGUUCGGUAUAAUCAUCCUAUGGUAUCUCCCUGGAGCUAUCGAUAUAGACAUACAGAAUGACAUGGUGGCGGCGACUGCAAAUAUGUCGGCCCUGCUGGCUGCAAGUGUCACACGCGGUACAGAAACCGGCGGUAAAUGGAGGACCCACGAAUCCAACUUUGAGCCCAGUCAGCAAGGUCUCACCCCGGGGUGCAUUAACCUGUCUCCGGCAUGGUUUUUGCAAGCCCAUCCGGCUCCCAAGUUUCAUCCGCAGGUCUCGGCGACUCUGAAACGGGAUGGAAGCUCUUUGUGUCAGGCAAUGCAGAGACCGGCGGCACUCAUUGCCGCCGCCUUGAGAGUCAUGCACCCUGACCUCUAUCGGGCAUCAUUAGCAACACAGCUGGCCCUUGGCCUCUGGGCAGCAGACACGAAAUUGGAUGAAAUGGGUGCUCGCCUCAGAGAAUGGGCAUCAGUAUUUACAGCUGUCGCCAUUGUAUGCAACCGGCGCUCACCCUUGCACCGGGAUCCUUUGUCCCGUCCCCAAUCGUUCGAUGUCAUGACUAGCGUCGGCAAUUAUGGACCGGCAAGGAUGAAGAUGCCGAAUAUAGGGCUUGAAAUUGUUUAUGGUCCAGGCGCCAUGGCUGCUGGUUCAGGGAGAAUUGUCAGGCAUGGGGUGGAUAUGGACGCCGGCCGAAUAGCCUGGGUGUGGUAUAUGAGGGAUGAUGUACACGAGUUUGUAGAUAUCCCCCGAGCUGACUACUCACGGUACCAGCUCAAUAAUGUACAUAGCAAACCAAUAGUUGCCAAUACAUACAGAUUACUGAAGGUUGCCGGCUUUGACUAUGGGAUAUGCCCAGAAAGACCACUCUCCUCACUGAUUGCCGCCCUCAAAUAUUUGCCACUGCAACAUGCUGUUGGUGAUACCGGAAUGGCGGUCAUAAAUGCUCUCGGCGGUCCCAACGCCCAUAUGUCUGCGGUCUGCUGCGCGUUCAAGGAGUUUUUUUUGCAGGAUGGCUGUGACCUUAUGCGGCCCUGGGGGGCAAACAGGUACUUGGGGAUAUCAGAUGUCGAAGCAGUGUCGGACACGACAGUGACACAGGAGAUACUGUUCAUUACCUUUCUGCCCUUCCCACAACCCCUACCAGGUGUGACGCUUAUUGGUCCUACCAGUGUCGAAGAGGAGCCUGAGCUAGAUGAUGAUGUCCUUACUCUGGAGGAAGCCCUUACUCAUGGUGUUGAAUUCGGAAGCCCGAACAUUGACCUUACCAUUCCAUCGACCUCACGUCCUGAUACUCCAGCUCUUGUUAGCGGCCCUGGGAUUAAUCCAGACGAUUACCUUCUUGUCCAUGGGAAGUACAUCCACAAGGAAACGAUCUGUCGACGGGUGCUCAAUAAGUAUUUCAUUAUGAAGUCUCUCAAUAGACAGGAGCGAGUUUAUAGCAUCGGUUUCACAAAGGUUAAUCAGCGACAUGAGCUCCCAGGGAGGUCUAUCACCGGUGGUGAUACAUUCAUCAUUGGCGAUGUUUUCCUCACAAUCAUCCGCAUCAACCUCUUGCUCACUAUUGCACUUGUGCAUUCCACAUCAAUCGAACACCACAGUAUUACACGCCAUCAUAUCCUUGUCUCGAAUGUUCACACCCCCAACAUUAAAAUCACUGGCCAAAUUCUCACAUUGAUCCCUACGCACCAACCUAUUGAUCAGCGCUCCUGGCUCUGGAUGGGGAAUUAUGUCACAACGAACUCGGAGAUUCAAGGCACCACGCAAACCACGGAAAAGGUUGUUGAAAUCACAGUGCCGGGAUGUCUGGUAGAACUCAUUAACCCCGGGACAAUGUGCAUUCAUAUGCGGGCUGACAUCAAUUCCGACAAGUUUUUUGCAUUGAAUAACCUCGGGAACACGUGGAUCAUCAAAGAGUCGGCUCUUUCUCUUGCAUGUGACACUCUUUGGCGCACCGCCUGCGAGCAUUCAAUUCCUAUCAAAAACAUUCUCUGUGUCCCUACCCCUUCCGAUCCUUCUACGUUUCCUUAUGCUCUUCCUGAUGGCUCCGCAGGUAUCUUUUGCAUUGAAGCAAGUCAGCAGCUUGCCGCUGCAGAAUCGGGACCUCUGGAGGACUGUCCGCUAUGUGGUGCGAAGACCGACUCAAUGCGAGUGCACGUCGGUCUGCAUAUCUUGCGGGCAUCUAACAGCAUCAACAAGACUCUAAAGGAGCAGGUUGGUCUCAUAUACCCUUGUGGAUUCUGUGGCCGAUCCGGUCAUGACAAGUGCAAGAUUCAAAUCAAGACCUUGAAUAAGGGCGGUGUAUCACUCGAAACACACUGCCCUUACCAUCAUUGUGAACUCUGCCAUCCAUCACUAACACCUGUCACUGGGAAAAAGUCUCAAGCUGAAUCAGUAUUUGUGGACACUAUCUGGCGCUACAAUAUGAUUCAGCAUCUUGAUGAUGUUCACCCGCAGUACUCGCACCCUAAGAAUCCCAAUGGUCACCCUUUGCCACUCGACAUCCUCAAUACAUUCACGCUGACAAGCCUCGAGCAAUGUGACGCCGGCAUUCCUGAGAUGCAGUGGCUCAAGCCUGUUUUCGAUGAUGAUAAAGAGAAUUACCCUGGACCAAGCACCCACAAGCGCAGGACUAAUAACGCCGGUGGCACAAAUGUGAAGAAAGCUCGUAAAUCCAUAUAG
Messenger RNA from Suillus clintonianus, 2994 nucleotides. RefSeq lists its product as uncharacterized. Bases 1 to 2994 code for a protein of 997 amino acids. Lineage: Eukaryota; Fungi; Basidiomycota; Agaricomycetes; Boletales; Suillaceae. The record is from RefSeq and is a predicted model, not a curated record. The transcript is spliced from 9 exons.